Messenger RNA from Oppiella nova, 357 nucleotides. Lineage: Eukaryota; Metazoa; Arthropoda; Arachnida; Sarcoptiformes; Oppiidae. The record is from the annotation of a GenBank genome assembly.
AUGCCUUUGUUGUCAAAUGUGUGGCCUUUUUGUGGCCAAAGCGGUGCCAAAGAGGUUGCCGAGCGUGUCAUACGACCCAACCAUCACCUGUUGGCCCCAAAUCAGGUCAACCCUAACCACUCGUACGCCGACAAUAGGAUCCGAACCACGAAAUACACGAUCUUUACGUUUGUGCCGAAGAAUCUGUUCGAACAGUUCCAUCGGUUCGCUAACCUCUACUUCUUAGGCAUACAAGUCCUCAAUUGGAUCCCUGGAAUCAGUGCGUUUGGAAAAGAAGUGCAAUUACUUCCACUAAUCUUCGUGUUGGGCGUCACAGCCGUCAAAGACAUCUUCGAGGACUGGCGUAGAUAUCGGUCC